AGCAAGUGGUAUGCCCCCACACAGUAGCGAAACUGAAAGUGCCGUUGGUCAGUGAAAACAGCAUACUGGAGAAUAAAAAGCAGCGUGCAAUCGAAGGUCUACUUGAGCAUCUGCACAAUGCUGUUACGCUCAAACUUCACACCGCUGCGAACGUUGGAUUUUACUACGAAAUGGGCCAUUGGAAGUGUCAGAUGGAAAAUGAAACGCAGAAGUAACCGGCCGGCAGCGACCGAUGACACAGAAAAACGUCGCAAAAUGAAGGAAUCUGCUAUUCAGGAGCUCGACAAUGAACGAUUUGUUCGCGAGUAUUAUAGGAAAAUUGCCUACGAACUUCCCUUUCUAUCAAAAUUCGUGAAACCUUUCUCUAAACAAAACGACGCAUUCCUACGUUUCGCAUACACUGCACGUACAAAGCCAACCGCUGAUGACAACAAAGUCUCACUCACCUUUCACCCUGAUGCCAUUCCCUCCCUUGAUCAACCUACUAUACACGCCCUCAAACUCAUCGCUGACGACCGGUACGACAGUAGUACAGGUAUCCUCACCAUAUCCUGUGACACAUUCCCCACAGCCUUGCAGAACAAGCGGUCGUUAGCUGUUACCUUCAACAAGCUCAUCGACAAAGCUAGGGAGUACAAGAUUAAAUUCGCAGACAUUCCUCUCCGUGAACGCAAACCUUUGAAACGAGACUUGAACAAAAUCCCCAUCCCAAAAAGCUGGUUUCAAAAACUUUAUAAUGAAUGAUGAAAUGCAUUUAGUCAUAAAUAUCCAAUGGAGGAAUUUUGUCGAAACCAAAAAGCCACUUUUUGCUAAUUGAAAUGUUAGUAAAAACUGUAAGCGAAUGAAAAAAAGAAAUGCAUGAAGGCGAAAAAUUCGCGACCCAUGAUCCUUCUUAUAAACAUACUUCUCGUCUUCUGUAAGCAUCCAAUCGAGGGGAAACUCGACCAAAUGUCCUCUAACUCCGCUGACCCACUCGGUAGCCUCUUGCUUAGUGGGAAAUUUAAACGCAGUUUGACUCGCCAGUGUUUCCUUCUUCGCCGAAGAUCGUUUAGUGCUUUGGGUUGACCCCUCCCCGGACUUAAUGGAGGGCUGUUUCUGUAUUGCUUGCAGGCUGUCACUAGGCGUUUCCUCUUCAAGCCAACCCAUUUGAGCUUCAGGGAAUCGACGUAUGUAAGAUCUCCAUUCGUGAUACUCGUCCCACGUCUUCACGCAAUCGUCAGGCAUACAGCGGAACACAUUUCUGUAAAGUACAGUAUUGCUUUCAGCGAUAGCACACCACGUGUUUUCAAAAAACUCCUCGCUUACGGGAUCAGUAAAAGAAUCCGCAGUGAAUUUUGGAAUUUCCUUCUUGGUGAAAGGAUUAAACUCCAUGUACUUGUCCGUAUCUUCGUAGGCCAAACCAAGUCCACAAUGAGGACGACUAGGUUCAGGAACAGGGUGCUCUGGAUCCUUAAGUAAAAGAGGUCUUUGAUCUUCUCCCGAGCCUGGGAACUUAGAAAAGUCAAACUGAUUUCUAAUCUUCCUGCGCAUGCAGGGUGGAAUACCACCAACAAGUGCAUUAGCAUCAAGACACGCCGUCUCUUUCUCCCUUCUAUACUCAUUCGUGUUUGGCUUGUUCUUAGCUGGUUGCAACUUCUUGAUACGAACACGUCUAUCCAAUGUUUCCCGUACUCUAGAAUCCCUUUUAACGAGUUCCUCAGAGUUUUGAAACUCCAUUUGCGAACGGUAUCUGAGUUCCAACUCUUCCGCCGAAAACAUGGAUCCACCUAUACCUUUAUCGGCUUGAGGAUUCCAGACUUGCAUGCGUUUGUCAACGGUGUCGCGAUCUAAUCCAUCCAUAUUAUACUCUCGCUGCUCAAGCACGUCUGUUUCAAUACCGAGAUGUUCUCUCAUCAAUCUGAUUCUAAGUCGAUGUGCAAACUUACCGACCUUGUAUGGCUUGCCAUCCAUCAAAGAAUCUUCCAUCAAAGUAUCUCGAACAACAGCUGCGAUUUCGGAGUCUCGGUUACCAAGCAAAGAACGUUCGUUGAUGUUUGCAGAACCAAUGACUGCAACUCGGUCGUCAGCAAUCAUAACCUUUCCGUGAACAUAAACAAGCUCAGUAUACAGCAAAUCAUGUGGUCCGUUAUGUGUCCAUCCUCGUAAACCAUAGAAACGAAGAUACUUGCUGCCAUCAAUUCCGCACUUCUUCAGUCGUCCAUAUAUGGAUGUAUCGCCACGACAUAUACUCUUGUAUUGACAUUCCACAAUCAAACGAAGACUACUGCCCUCGUUUUGACUGAUUUCACCUUCAAAUCCAGGAAGCAAGGGAAUAAUCACCACGGCUCUCCAUUUUUCCUUGUUUUUCUCCGCUCGGAUAAUUCGUUCGACAAGAGCGUCACCAAUACGAUUCUCGACAAUAGUUCCCUCGCACACGGUGGAAGUAACAAAGAACUGAUUUUCAAUGUAGAUGAAGUGCUCACUGUUUUCAAUGAGACUAACAUACGCAUUCUGAAUGCUUGUUUCGAUGGUAUCCACCAAACCAAGCGACCAAAGACCUGCUGAACGAAGAACUUGAACCUCACAAGUGCCUGUAAGCUGCAGGUUUUGCAGCUCAUACUUUGUGAAAUCCGGAGGAGGAAUGAGCAGAGGAGUCUUACGAGCCGGACGUUUGCAGCGAAUUAAAUAGUUCCAGCGUUGUACGAAGUGUCGGGCGGCGUCUCGAGCCGGCUGGCCAAGAAUACACAUAGAAACAUCGUGCCAUCCCAUACGAGUAAUUUCGUUACGGUCGUACAUUGUCUUGUAGGGAUGAGUCAAGUCAAAGAAAUCGUGGAUACGAGGAUUAGAAUAAUCUUUUCCAGGCCAAGUCUGACACGUAAAGGCAUUAUCCAAGGUACGUUGUGAAUCACUCUCACCAUCGAAACCAAAAUUCUUAUCAUCACGCAAAAUGUGUUGGGAUGUGUCAUAACGACCAAAACACAAGUCAAUACCUCCUAUGAAGGUAAUGAUAUUAUCAAUGACAAGCAACUUUUCGUGAUGUGCCCAGAAGAGAGUGCUUUGUCGAAGAUGUGAAGGAGAACGAAUUACAUAAAUGUUUGGAUGAAGUAGCUGCAAGUGUGCCUUUGUGUGGAAAGAGUCGAUAGGCACCGUUGCAUCAAUGUUUCGGUAUAUCAUAACAUAGACCAUUACACCUUCUUCAGCUUUCUUUUGAAUAAGCCGAUCAAGGCGAAAAGCCGUUGCCAACGGCACGGGUCUUCUCAUAUAUAAUUCAGGACUGAGCCACCAGUCAUGAAUAUAGAUACAUUCCUUUGCGUUCAUGAUUGCUCGACUGAUGUUCCAAGCGUGAUCACGUCCAUCCACUAGCCAUUGAGCAGCAACAUUUGUACGGACGGGUGCAUAACUGUCAAAGCGUUGCAAUUCACACCACGAACUCAAGCCCUGAGCAACCUGAAUACUGUUCAUAAAUUGCUUCAACCAGCGAUGAUUUCGUACUUCAAGCUUCAUAACUCUUUCACGAUUUUUCAUCUUAAAAUUAUGCGUAGAGUUGUACAAAGUUGCACGAUUAACAUCCUUUGAGUGUUUCGAGCGGAAAUCCUUCUGCGUAAUUUCAAAAUCAGCGUCCCAAAUGAACACAUCCAAAGGUUCAAGACUCAAUGGGCUGUCUGUAAAGACUAUGUAACUUUGAGAGACUAUAAUCCAAAAUGGUUUUGGCCGUGACUUCAUUGUAGGCCCAUUGCAGCAAAGAAUUGACUGUGCUGGACUAAAGUUCUUCUUUAGAUAAGCAUAGCCCUCUUUACCAUGGAAAUUUCCGUCACCAGCCAAGCGCAGACCAAACAUACUAAGCUCCAAGAAGGUAUUAUAAAUGUUUAAUUCUGGAAGAAAUUGCAGAGCAGAACACAUCUCUUGCAAAUAACGCUCAAGAUGCAUUCGUUGAGAAAUCCAAUAGGCAGAUAAUGAGCGUUGAUGUGCAUGAGACUUCCCAGAUCGACUAGAAAUAGAGGAGCCGGAGACGGAAAUGUUGGACAUCGAUCGAACAUCGUCUGCCAACUGGCCAUUAUGAUCCUUGUUAAAUAACAAAUAAUUAAAGCCCCUCAGCUUUCGUAGAUAAG
This is a messenger RNA of Schizosaccharomyces japonicus yFS275, 4088 nucleotides long. Its product is annotated as ribosomal protein subunit S24. NCBI's taxonomy places the organism in Eukaryota, Fungi, Ascomycota, Schizosaccharomycetes, Schizosaccharomycetales, Schizosaccharomycetaceae. Gene Ontology annotation, cellular component: mitochondrion. Gene Ontology annotation, biological process: mitochondrial translation. The coding region runs from base 118 to 744 and encodes 208 amino acids. The record is from RefSeq and is a predicted model, not a curated record. Gene Ontology annotation, molecular function: structural constituent of ribosome. The transcript has 2 exons.